AUGUUCACAUACAGCUUUGCCAUCGUCAUUGUCGCAUUUGUAGUCUGUGCUUAUGGACAUGAUUGUACAAAAUACAGUCUGACGCCAUCAGACCAGUCUCUUAUUGAUAUGAUGAAGCAUUACUUGCACACCUCAAGGAAAGCGGAUUGUCCUUUGACACCACCACACCAGGGACAGGCAGGAGGUAACUAUUAUAGUAACAAAGGAGGAGGUUCGAACUACCUCUGUUUACCCAGUGAUCCAGAAAAUGGCAAAGCUUACUCCUAUGCAAAUGAUGAACUAUAUGGUGCCGAGUAUGAGUUAAGUUCUAAAUCUAAACCAUCUGUUUUACCUGCUACUUUUCUCAAUAAAGAGGUCCCGUGUGCUGUAUGCAGACGAAAGCAAAAAACUUCUGUUUUAAUGAUUUCAGGAAGGAAGUCCUGUUACAAAGGAUGGAAAUCUGAAUAUAGUGGUUUCUUGAUGAGUGAAAAUAUAGGACAUAACAAUAAAGACUAUAUCUGUAUGGACGGAGAUUCAGAACCAUUGGACAAUCGAUCUUCAAACGAAGGAGGUGCUUUGUUAUACCCUGUCAGAGCGAAAUGUGGUAGUCUGAGAUGUCCCCCAUACAAAGAUAAUACAGAAGUGCUUUGUACCGUCUGUACAAAAUAA
Mytilus trossulus (common blue mussel) is the source of this 648-nucleotide messenger RNA. RefSeq lists its product as uncharacterized. Bases 1 to 648 code for a protein of 215 amino acids. The record is from RefSeq and is a predicted model, not a curated record. The transcript is spliced from 3 exons. NCBI's taxonomy places the organism in Eukaryota, Metazoa, Mollusca, Bivalvia, Mytilida, Mytilidae.